AUGGCUACCCAGUACAAACUGCCGUUCGAGCUGAACGACCCCAGUCUGCUGCACUUUGACUCCUUCGUCGGUGACAGCUGGGUUCAGUCGAAGAGUGGAAAGCGUUUUGAGGUCAUCGACCCCGGAACCGACCUGGCGUGGGCCAGUUGUCCCACCAACAGCGCCGAAGACGUUCCAUCAGCCGUGGAAGCCGCACACGCCGCCUUCGAGCAAUACAAGAAAAGCAACCCCCGCCAGCGAGCGCAAUGGCUCAUGAAAUGGGACGCGCUCAUCCGGGAAGCCAAACCCGACCUGGCCAAGAUCCUCACGCACGAGACGGGCAAGCCGCUGGCCGAGCCUACGGAGAGAUCGACUAUGCGACCGGGUUUACUUGGUGGUUCGCUGGCGAGGCCGAGCCCGAUUGGCGUGGCGGCUGCCUUGGUGCCCUGGAACUUCCCCAUCGCGAUGGUUCUGCGCAAGGCGGGCGCGGCGUUCGCGGCAGGGUGCACGAUGAUCGUGAAGCCGAGUCCCGAGACGCCGCUGUCAGCGCUGGUGUUGGCGCAUCUGGCGCAGAAAGCAGGUUUCCCGGCGGGCGUGUUUAACGUGCUGACGACGGAUCUGGAGAAUACGCCAUCGUUGAGUGAGGCGCUGUGCAAGCAUCCGUUGGUGAAGAAGGUGACCUUCACGGGCUCUACGCGGGUCGGGAAAUUGAUUGCGUCCCACUGUGCGCAUGGACUGAAGAAGUUGACCCUGGAGCUGGGCGGGAACUGUCCGUUCUUGGUGUUCGAUGACGCUAAUCUGGACCAGGCGUUGGAUCAACUCAUGGCGUUGAAGUGGCGGCAUGCUGGACAGGCGUGUAUCACGGCCAACCGGGUGUACGUCCAGGCAGGCGUCUAUGAUCGCUUUGCGCAGUUGCUCAAGGAGCGUACGCAGAAGUUGGUUGUGGGUCAUGGUGCCAAAGAGGGCACGACGAUGGGUCCCGUGACCACUCCUCGGAGCAUUGACAAGGCGCUUAGCCAGGUCGAAGACGCCCGUCGACUCGGGGCUGAUGUGAUUCUGGGAGGGAAUAAGGUCACGGAUACCAAGGGGUAUUUCUUUGAGCCCACGAUCCUGACGGGCAUGACUAAGGACAUGUUGGUGUCCCGGGAGGAGACCUUUGCGCCUAUCGCUGCCCUCUAUAAAUUUGAAACGGAGGAAGAGGCAGUGCAGCUGGCCAAUGACACUAGCAUGGGACUGGCGAGUUACGCGUUCACCAAGAACAUUGACCGCAUGUGGAGGUUACUAGAGAACCUGGACGCCGGCAUGAUUGGUAUGAACACGGGUAACUCGUCCGCCGCGGAGUCUCCGUUCGGAGGCAUCAAGGAGUCCGGGUAUGGGAAGGAAAGUGGAAAGGAGGUCGCCGUGAAUGAGUAUCUGGUGACGAAGACGGGAACUCUUACGAUCGAGGGACAGUAUUAG
Messenger RNA from Aspergillus nomiae NRRL 13137, 1437 nucleotides. Its product is annotated as NAD-dependent succinate-semialdehyde dehydrogenase. The coding region runs from base 1 to 1437 and encodes 478 amino acids. Gene Ontology annotation, molecular function: succinate-semialdehyde dehydrogenase (NAD+) activity. The record is from RefSeq and is a predicted model, not a curated record. NCBI's taxonomy places the organism in Eukaryota, Fungi, Ascomycota, Eurotiomycetes, Eurotiales, Aspergillaceae. The transcript has 4 exons.